CGAUUUUUCUCCGAUUUGACAGUUCCAUCUAUGUUUUCAAUGUUUUGAGAAAGCCCCUAGCGCUAGCCACAACAAAGUAAACAAAAAAUGGCUUUAGACUUUUCUGCUACGUAUAAGCUUUUAGUUUUAGGAGAUUCUAACGUAGGAAAAACAUGUAUCGUGCACAGAUAUUGCGACGAAAGAUAUUACGAUAUUUACAUAUCCACUAUAGGCAUAGAUUUUAAACAGAAGAUCAUUAACCUUGAUGGUGUACCAAUAAAGCUUCAAAUAUGGGACACAGCUGGACAAGAGAGGUUUCGAACCCUAACUACAGCUUAUUACAGAGGAGCGAUGGGGAUUAUUUUGAUGUAUGACAUCACCAACCUUGAAUCUUUUAACCACCUCUCCUACUGGCUAAGGAACAUUCAAGAGUACGCUUCCCCGGAUGUAAUCAAAGUUCUUGUUGGUAACAAAUGCGAUGUCCACGAAAAUCAUAGAGCAGUUCCCAAAGAGAGAGGACAAAAGAUAGCCGAUGACUUCGAUAUGCCCUUCUUCGAGGUAUCUUGUAAGAGCAAUAUUAAUAUAGAGGAAGCAUUUCUGACGCUAGCCAGGAAAAUUAGGGAAUAUAGAGAGACUAAAGCGGAUGCUUUCGAGCUUAAGGAGAGGGAUAGUGUGAUAAAGCCUUCAGAAUCUGAAACAGACGUGUCAAAAUGUAGCUGUUAGCUGACUUCAAAUAUCUCUAACAAUGAAACGAUAAUAAAUAAUCACAACGGAUUUAAUAAUUAAAAGUAGAUAUUCAUACAAAAUUAGCAAUGUUACGAUUUUGUUUAUAAUUACUACAAAUAUAUAAGAAAAAGGAUUUUUACCUACUAACGGCGAGUCAGUUACCAUUUUAUAGGUGUUAUAGGACUGUAUUUAUUACUGGUCAGGUUUAGUGCUGUCAUUACGUAAAUAGCCAGACCAAAAAUUAAACUUUUGGGUUAAAUCGAGUUAUUCAACCGUGGACACACAAAACAUUUACCCUAACUCCUACCAGAGCCAAGACACAGCUGAAAUAAAAUCUUUUAUUUAUUUUACACCUUACAUUAAAUAUUAAUCUAAGUGUUACACCAUUUUUCAGUAAAAUGUUAGAUGUUAGGUCUGACAAAAGACGAACAGGAUCCACGGCUUUACAAAUAAAAUACUUAAAAAAUAAUUCGUAGUUCAAAAAUAUUAUAACAAAAAAUACAAUAGUUGGAUCCUGAGGUAGGAUAGGAUCAAUCUGGAACUUUGCUGUUGAUCGGAGUUUAAAAGGUAGCUAUGAUUGAGAAAAUCGGGAAGUUGUAUGAGCAAAAUUAAUAAAAGUAGAAAUCAAAAUUGAUGCUUAGAUUAAAUCAAAUCUAACUCUUAGGACGUUUAGAGUAUGCCGAACAAUCGCAUUUUAGAGUUUAUGCCACAGUUGAAAUAUAAAAUUUUGUGCUUCAUGCGUUAUCUGUGUGCUACGAGUAUAUAGCGUGUAACAACUGUCGCAAUUUCCGAAUGCACCGCAUUAUUAAUGUCGAUAAGACAAACGUAUUAGACUUUUAUACCUUCUAAUGUGUGAAGUUUCAUUUUACUAAAUGGCCAUAUAUUAAGUAAGAGUGUUAAUUUGGUUUACCUUGAUUUAUUUUGAAGGUAUUUUUUUACACCAACUUAGAACAGUCAGGAGAGCCACCACCGCCAA
Molecule: messenger RNA, 1681 nt
Organism: Chilo suppressalis (striped riceborer)
Lineage: Eukaryota; Metazoa; Arthropoda; Insecta; Lepidoptera; Crambidae
Source: the annotation of a GenBank genome assembly